Molecule: messenger RNA, 1568 nt
Organism: Leptopilina heterotoma
Lineage: Eukaryota; Metazoa; Arthropoda; Insecta; Hymenoptera; Figitidae
Exons: 3
Coding region: 193-1005 (270 amino acids)
Source: RefSeq, a predicted model, not a curated record
CAUGUCACUUUAAGUAAUUGAUAUUAUAUCAAAAAUAUAGUCACCCCCACCAGUGUAGGUUUAUAACUCACUAAUUUGAUGCCGGUUAUGAUAACGGUUGAAGUGAAACUGUCUGUCUUUCCGAUAUUUAUCACUAAACUGUGUGGACGCAUUUUCUUUUCCUCUACUGUGAAUAAUUUCGAAGGAAUAUAAAUGGGUGAUGAGGAAAAAAAGGCACACAUGUGCUCAUGCUGCUUAUGCAGAUUUUUGUUUCAUUUCAACAAAGAUGGCAAUCAAAUGAUUUCAGGAAUCCUUAGGAAUCAUCGACACGAGCUUCAUCAACAUCAGCAGUCAUAUGCUUUUACGGUGGAACAUGGUGAACGAUCUUUAUCGAGAUAUUUUUCUUCAAAUAAACCGUCUACCCAUUUCAACUAUCCUCGGAGUUCAACCAGAAUUGAAAAUCCAACACAUGCAGGAUUUUCAACACAGCAGAGACUUUCAGCACCUCCAAGGCCUCCAACACAGCCCAGCUACCAAGAUUAUUCAAGAGUUCAUUCACAAAAUGGAUCUUCAUACCGUCCAGGAUAUUCUUUUUCUCCAAGGCCUCCAACACAACCUGGAUUUUUGGAACCAUCAAAAGCUCCAUCUCAGGCUUCAACAUCUUCAGCUCACCAUGAUAAUAUCAUAAUUCAUCCUGAAUCCUCAGAAGCUUUUACUGUUUCCGAAAAGCGUCGAAGAAUUAGUAGAUGGAAUGGUGCACCUGUUCCUUUCACUUCACAAUCUCAAAAAUGUCAUCCAAUUCCAACUGAAACCUUAUUUCCACAACAAAAAUUCCAACUUCCAACAAAUCUUUUACCUUCUGUUCCUGAAAAUUUGUCAAUUAAAAAAAAAUCUCUCAUUCCUCAUCUGCACCAUCAUCAUCACCAUCAUCUACUGAUUCUUCCGACUCUUCUUUAUCAUCAAUGGAGAAUACUAAUAAUAAUAAGAAGAAACCAGUUACUGUUGCUGAAAAAAUUAAAAAUUUAAAAAAAAAUUUUAAUCCACGAGACGAAGCAGUAAAACUUGAAUAUCGGAAAGGGGGAACGAUUGAAAAAAGGGAAAAGGCUGAGGAGGUGCCCAAUCCCUGUGUAAGGAAACCAACAAGACCUCAAAUGAAAUGUGAAAAAAUAAGGAAAAUGGUGAUCCUGCAAAAAAAAGUUAAAUUUUUAAGUGUUUAAGACUGAAAAGUGACAGUAAUUUUUAUUUUUUAUCAGUAAUUUCUUUUUCUUUGUGAUAAUUUUUUUUUCUUUGUGAUAUUUUUUUCUUAUUUAAUUAAAUUUUAACAAAAUUCCAUUUUUCCGAAAUUAAUCGGAUGUGUACGCGCUUAAAAAAAAAAGUAAUUUAAAAGCGCUUCAAUGUGUCUAUUUGAAGAUAUAAUUUUCUUUAAAUGAAAGUUUGAAUUUCCGAAUUUAAUCGGAUGUGAUUUCACACAAAAAAUUGUUAAAAGUGUUUUUUGUUUGUGAUGUUUGUGAAUGGUUUAAAGUUAUUUGAAUCUCAGUUUUUAGUACACUAUAAUAAUAAUAAUAAAAUUUUCACUUUUUUAAAACUUA